Molecule: messenger RNA, 1930 nt
Organism: Thalassophryne amazonica
Lineage: Eukaryota; Metazoa; Chordata; Actinopteri; Batrachoidiformes; Batrachoididae
Gene: rrm2b
Product: ribonucleotide reductase M2 b
Exons: 9
Coding region: 87-1154 (355 amino acids)
Biological process (GO): deoxyribonucleotide biosynthetic process
Cellular component (GO): cytosol
Molecular function (GO): ribonucleoside-diphosphate reductase activity, thioredoxin disulfide as acceptor
Source: RefSeq, a predicted model, not a curated record
GGCUGCAUUGUCUUAGAGUCGCCACUAGAGGCACACUGGUCCUCUGUUGUCAGUUUAAUGGGGUAGCAAACCGCUUCCAGAGCUAAAUGACGCCGCAUCAAGAAAUGGACCGAAUAAAUAUACAUCCGCUGUCCGACUACUUUAAUAAUUCGAAUGACUUCAAAGAUCCAGACCUGCAAAAUGACACUGAAGAACCACUGCUCCGAGAAAACCCCAGACGAUUUGUCAUCUUCCCCAUCCAGUACCUUGAUAUCUGGAAAAUGUACAAGCAGGCACAGGCUUCUUUCUGGACUGUGGAGGAGGUUGAUCUAUCCAAAGACCUCGCCCACUGGGACAGUUUGAAAAGUGAGGAGAAACACUUCAUCUCCCAUGUCUUGGCAUUCUUUGCUGCAAGUGAUGGCAUCGUCAACGAGAACCUGGUGCAGAGGUUUAGUCAGGAGGUACAAGUUCCUGAAGCACGUUCUUUCUACAGCUUCCAGAUCCUUAUCGAGACUGUUCACUCAGAGAUGUACAGUAUGCUCAUCAACACUUACAUCAGGGAUCUGAAAGAGAGAGAUUAUUUAUUUAAUGCCAUUCAGACGUUGCCUUGUGUGAGACGAAAAGCAGACUGGGCACUCCAGUGGAUAAAUGACGGCAAAUCUACAUUUGGAGAAAGAAUUGUGGCUUUUGCAGCAGUGGAGGGCAUCUUCUUCUCUGGGUCCUUUGCUGCCAUCUACUGGCUAAAGAAGCGAGGACUCAUGCCUGGUCUUACUUACUCAAAUGAGCUGAUUAGUCGGGAUGAGGGUUUGCACUGCAACUUUGCCUGCCUGUUGUACAGUUACCUGGUGAAAAAGCCAACAGAAGACAGAGUGAAGGACAUUAUCACCAAAGCCGUUAGCAUUGAGCAGGAGUUCUUGACUGAGGCUUUGCCAGUGGACCUGAUUGGGAUGAACUGUUCUCUCAUGAAGCAGUACAUCGAGUUUGUGGCUGACAGGCUGCUUCAUGACCUCGGCCUGGCCAAGGUUUACCAAUCUGAAAAUCCAUUUGACUUCAUGGAGUCCAUUUCAUUAGAGGGUAAAACCAACUUUUUUGAAAAACGAGUGGCAGAGUAUCAGAGAUUUGGGGUGAUGUCAAACAUGAUGGCCAGCGAAUUCACUCUUGAUGCUGACUUUUGAAACUGAGAUUACACCAGUGGUAAUUGUUACAAUAGAUUUAUUUAUUUUUGUUUACCUACUGUGUGUGUCCGUCCGUGCACGCGCUGAUUAAACUGAAAUAUGUCUUGUAAACCAGUUACACUCUUAUUACAGCAUUACAGGGUUUUGCAUAUGUUAAAUUGUUAAAUUUUGCAUAUGUGGAAAUGGGCAAACAAAUUCUAAUUUUGUUUGGAUGGAAUUGGAUGGAAGAUGUUUAGUCUGCUACCACCACAUUCCAGAUAAGAGACAGAAAAUGAGUGAAUGAAAUAAAGAAUUUCAGAUUUUCAUUGCCUCCUAAACUUGAAUGUAUUUCUGAUCUGAUGUAAAGGGUCACAUUGUGCAAAAUCGGUUAUCAGCUGUUCAGAGUUUCCCCUUUAAAUAUGGUUUGCUUUUCAUAUGAAACAGUCCAAUGCCCCAUUUUCUCUGCAUGCAUGCACUCCCCUGCAGUACAUUUCAGCCUGUAUCAGCACAUUUUAGACUUCUUGAAAUAUGUUACAGACGUCCAUAUUAUCAUUUCUGCUUGCUCUAUGAGACACACCCAUGUGGUCUGGGAUGAGAGAGACAGAUGUCUUGUCUCUCCACAGAGAGACUCUCCAAGAUGAGAAUAUUUUUUUAUGCAUUAUCUGUGUUUUUUGGGUACAUUUGGCUGUAUAAUGUUUUUAAACACCUGCUGACAGAUACUGACUUGCUCUAAUGGCAUAUAAUGUGACCCCUUUUUAAUUAUAGUGGAGGCUUCAGACCUGCUGUGGUGUUUUAAC